Molecule: messenger RNA, 728 nt
Organism: Cryptococcus deneoformans JEC21
Lineage: Eukaryota; Fungi; Basidiomycota; Tremellomycetes; Tremellales; Cryptococcaceae
Exons: 5
Coding region: 190-582 (130 amino acids)
Source: RefSeq, a predicted model, not a curated record
UAAUCUGUCACUGCACAACUUGCUGUUUCUGAAUAAUAGCUUGCUGCACCAACAAUGAAACAACCAAACAAGGCAUGAUGCCUAUGCCCCCCUUUUUCUUCGUUAAUCAUCAUUGACCGCCGGCAUUUGCAUCCCGACCUUUUUUCAGCAGUAUUUUGGUCAUCGAAGCUAUUGCUUGAUCCGCGUCUAAUGUUUAGUAGCGAUCGAGUGGUAUCCCUCCAUGGCCAUUCCUCCAUUCGCGGGUCACAUCUAGCUGUCCCAUACACCGACUGGUCUCAGCACCGGAAGUCCCCUCCGACACUGCUUCAAGAGGUUUCGGCAUGGCAUAUGGUCGACCGUUUUUACGUGCACUUCGUCAGAUCGUAUCAGGAAAGCGUCAAUCUCAAGAUGAAUCCCAGCUCCCUGCGGCUACCAAAACCAAUGAAAAAAGACCAGAUGCUGCCGAUCCAAAAGGAUACCUCACGAUGGAAAGGGAGCUACGACAUACUUUUUUUACGACAUGAGUAUCGACAUAUUUUUGAUGGGGUGAUAGAGGUCACUGUAAAGUCAUAUAUGGACUCCUGGUGGUCGCAAGAAUCAUAAUGACGAUGAAUCGAUGGUGUACGUCGUUGUUGAAAGUGUGUUGCCGCUAGGCCCUUUUUUCCUGGCUAUCGCAACGUGCGCGCUAUUCCGGUGAUGAAUAUGAACAAAUGGGCGAAAAUGGACUGGCUGGGAAUUAGAGAUGAAUU